Acanthochromis polyacanthus (spiny chromis) is the source of this 1580-nucleotide messenger RNA. RefSeq names its product proteasome 26S subunit, non-ATPase 8 (gene psmd8). Gene Ontology annotation, cellular component: proteasome regulatory particle; nucleus; proteasome regulatory particle, lid subcomplex. Bases 54 to 851 code for a protein of 265 amino acids. NCBI's taxonomy places the organism in Eukaryota, Metazoa, Chordata, Actinopteri, Pomacentridae. The transcript is spliced from 7 exons. The record is from RefSeq and is a predicted model, not a curated record. Gene Ontology annotation, biological process: proteasome-mediated ubiquitin-dependent protein catabolic process.
UUUUACGACAGUCGUAUUACGGCGGCCGGUGUCGUACAUUUUGCAGAAUCACCAUGGCGUUGAAAGAGACUGCGGGUCUGUAUGAGACUCUCAAAGCAGAAUGGAACAAGAAAAACCCAAACCUGAGCAAAUGUGGAGAGCUUCUUAGCAAACUUAAGAUUUCAUUACUGGAGCUGAACUUUUUACCUACCACUGGGUCUGCGCUCACCAAGCAGCAGCUCAUUUUAGCUCGUGAUGUCCUUGAAAUUGGAGCCUUGUGGAGUAUCCUGAAGAAGGACAUCCCAUCCUUUGAGAGAUACAUGGCGCAGCUGAAGUGUUACUACUUUGAUUACAAGGAUGAACUGCCUGAAGCUGCUUACAUGCACCAGUUACUUGGACUGAACUUGCUCUUCCUGCUCUCACAGAACCGUGUGUCUGAGUUUCACACAGAACUUGAGAGAUUGAGCGCACGAGACAUUCAAACCAACGUAUACAUCAGACACCCGGUGUCCUUAGAGCAGUACUUGAUGGAGGGAAGCUACAACAAGGUAUUCCUCGCCAAAGGCAACAUCCCUGCUGAGAGCUACACCUUUUUUAUAGAUAUCCUGCUUGACACAAUUCGUGACGAGAUCGCAGGUUGCAUAGAGAAAGCAUAUGAGCAGAUCCAGUUCAGUGAAGCUACCCGUGUGCUGUUCUUCAGUUCCCCAAAAAAGAUGACAGACUAUGCCAAGAAGAGGGGAUGGAGUUUGAGCACAGACGGCUAUUACUCUUUCACCAGUCAGCAGCAGCGGACAGAAGAGGUGACCAUCCCCUCCACGGAGCUGGCACAACAGGUCAUCGAAUACGCACGACAGCUGGAAAUGAUUGUGUAAUCCGCCCCCAGGAACACUCUCAGCCAUGUACAGACACACUCAGACAAACACGCCACCGAUCCAGUGUACAUCCAGUCAACUCAGAUGCAGUUUCACUAAGGGAUAUGACUUCAUUUAUUCACAGAGUGGUUGAUUUGUUGCCCAUACCUUAAAAAUCAAUCAACGUUUACUUUUCCUGUUUUCAUGAAUCCAUCUGCAGGUCCUCCUGUGCUUUUGUUUUAAUAGAUGGGAACAAAACACAAAGUGUCACAGUAUCAGAUUAUCUGUCUUUUAUGGAAGAUAUUUGAGGGUUUAAUAGUUCAUUAUUUUAUCCAAGAUGCUAUCUGUUCUACAUUCAAAUUCAACUUUUUAUGCAUCAUUCCCAGGUAGUGAUGGAAAAACAGGAAUUCCAUGUUCCGCUACUUCAUUUAGAAACCUUGGGCCUUUGUUCGUUUACAACUACAACAGAGCUCAUUAAAAUCACCACUCUGUGACUCUGGCUUUCGGUGUCACACAACUGUCAGCACACCUCAACCUUUUUUUUUUUAUACACAAAGUUUUCUUCUUAGUCGAACUCUCAGACAUUCAUUGCCCUUGCCUUGUAUCCGCAAUCGAAAGAUUUGCCAUCGAAGUUUGUGUUUUCUAAAGAGUAAUGUCUCUUCCUCAUUAGAUGGUUUGUAAUCCAGUUGAUCUUACAAUGCAAAUCUUUGUCUGCAAUAAAUGAUCCAGAAAAUAAAGUUUUUGAACGAC